AUGGACUCUGGACGAGGGAAAGCCGAAGUUGCGCAUGCUGAGGAGGGCGAGAGGUCUUCUCGUGACGAUGUCGAUGAAGCACUGAAAGAAGCGCAGAUUGGUUUUGAAGCGAUACCGAGGUCAGACCUGAAGCUCGACAAACGUGGACUCCCUCUUGUUCCACAGCCGACAGAUCGAAAGGAUGAUCCUCUCAAUUGGUCGGCCGGGCUCAAACUGUUCGUUCUUUUACAAGUCAGUUUACUGGCCUUUCUCGGUCCCAUGGCUGGUGCUAUCGUCAACCCUGCUUUCAUUCCGUUGAGCAAACAAUUCAACAUCACUGUGGUCCAAGCUUCAUAUGAGCUUACGGUGUACAUCGUUUUUGCAGGUAUCGGACCGCUGCUUACGGUUCCGUUGUCCAAUCUGUACGGCCGAAGACCCGUCUACAUCGUGGGAAAUCUUGUCGCUGGCAUCACUAAUAUCGCUGCUGGGAAGUGUACCACAUGGACAGGGAUACUCGUCACUAGAGUUUUCAAUGGUAUAGGCGCAGGCUCACCAGCUGCGAUCGGAGCCGCGACCAUUUGUGAUAUGUACUUCCUGCACGAACGUGGGUUCUACAUGGGUAUAUUCACAUUUUUCCUGACCAACGGACCUCACGCUGCUUCUUUAUUCGGAGGCUUCAUAGCUCAGAGAUUGGGUUGGCGCCAGUGCUUCUUAAUUCCAGGAUACAUCCAGCUAGGCGUCCUUGUAUUCAACCUCUUCUGCCUCCCAGAAACCAUUUUCUCCCGACGAUCUGUCGCUGGACUCAAGGAGCGAUCCUUCAUGGAUUUACUUCUCUUCAAGAACUCGGGACUACAGGGUCGCAGGCUCCGUGCUGCAGACUUCAUCAAGCCAUUCUACAUGUUCAAGUAUCUCGCUAUCCUGAUCCCAGGAUUCUGGUACAUGACGGCUUUCGGGUUCGGCUCUGUGUUGUUUGCGGCGACAGGUUCGAAGUUAUUCCACGGAAUCUACGGCUUCGAUGUAGCGCAGACUGGAUUGAUGCUAAGCAUCCCACUCCUGAUCGGGUGUCUUCUGGGUGAAAUGUGUGCGGGUUGGCUGACUGACCACAUGGUUUAUCGAUAUGCUAAAAGCCAUGGAGGUCGACGAGAGCCCGAGCCACGUAUUAAUGCGAUACCACUUGCAAUCCUUUGCCCUGUUGGAAUCAUCAUUGAUGGCGUCUGCUUGUCACACCAUAAAACCGUCCCGUGGAUCGGCGCUGCGUUUGGAAUGGGUAUUGCCAAUUUUGGUCUUCAAGUCGCAACGACCAUAACGUACAGUUAUUGCACAGAUUGUUAUAAACCUCAAAGUUCCGAAAUAUCCAGUAUCCUCAACCUUUUUCGAAGCAUUUUCUCAAUGACAAUCUCCUUCUAUGCUAUCCCACUUGGUGAAAAGAUCGAUUAUCAAUACGCCUGGCUGAUAUUUGCCAUGAUCAACGUUGUUUUCUUGAUUCCAAUGGUGAUGCUCCGAUUCUACGGAGUUGGCUGGAGAAAUAGCGUUUGGCAGAAGCCUCCAACAUUCCACGAUGACCUUUGA
Exophiala bonariae is the source of this 1548-nucleotide messenger RNA. RefSeq lists its product as uncharacterized. The transcript is spliced from 5 exons. The record is from RefSeq and is a predicted model, not a curated record. Gene Ontology annotation, biological process: transmembrane transport. The coding region runs from base 1 to 1548 and encodes 515 amino acids. Gene Ontology annotation, molecular function: transmembrane transporter activity. Gene Ontology annotation, cellular component: plasma membrane. NCBI's taxonomy places the organism in Eukaryota, Fungi, Ascomycota, Eurotiomycetes, Chaetothyriales, Herpotrichiellaceae.